Messenger RNA from Aureobasidium pullulans EXF-150, 3380 nucleotides. Its product is annotated as ARM repeat-containing protein. Gene Ontology annotation, biological process: proteasome-mediated ubiquitin-dependent protein catabolic process. The transcript is spliced from 2 exons. Gene Ontology annotation, cellular component: GID complex. The record is from RefSeq and is a predicted model, not a curated record. Lineage: Eukaryota; Fungi; Ascomycota; Dothideomycetes; Dothideales; Saccotheciaceae. Gene Ontology annotation, molecular function: protein binding. The coding region runs from base 158 to 3007 and encodes 949 amino acids.
AGGAAGGAGCCUUCAUCUUGGCAAAGCCGCACGUCAUCGCCCAUUGCGUGCAUUGCAGUCAAGGGCAGCCACAGCCAGAGCGGUCCAGGAACAGCGCAGCCUCAUUCGGUCCUUGACUUUCCAUUCAGAGUGUUGCUUCUCACCCAGAGCCGGCAUCAUGGUGCAGCCUCCGUCGCUAGCAGCUCUCUACGAGCUCAAGACGUCGACGCAGCCGCCGCUCGAGCAUCAAUUGCGCUUACUGCGCACCAUCAAGAACGACAUCGUCGGCCACGGCCAGCGCAAGAAGCUCGUCGUCCGUCAUGGCCUGCUUGAUUGCCUGGUCCAUCUCCUGUCGUCUUCCCCGGAUGCCGAAGUCCAGCUCCAGGCCACUCUGAUUGUCGCCAGCCUCGCCGAAGAGGGCUCUGCCUUUGUUGCGCCCAUUCUCCACAGCAACUGUAUCCAACCCCUCUUGCUAUCGCUCCCUCCGCGACAAUCCCUCCCCAAGCUCGUCACUGCUUCUCUCCGCGCCGUCAAUGCUCUUGCCAUCUCGUGGACCCUCUCACCUACUCCUGACCCGUCCUUCGUCCACCAUGUCUUUACCAAGUACACCAUUGCCUCGUUCCUCGAAAUCCUCCGCCAGCCUCUUCCUACCACUAAACAACAACUCCACAUCGCCUUGACCUCCUCCUUGCUGGCAACAUGCUGUGCUUAUAGUGACCAGUUGCGCUCAGCUUUGGUCCACCAAGGCCUUCUGGAUGCUCUGGCUACAAACCUCGCCAGCUUUGCGACUGUCUACAACCGUAACCCCCAGUCGAACCAUGCACAACUGGACAUCACAACUCUCCUCAAUGCCAUAUCCAGCAUCGUGCGCCACUCUACCUACCGAGCCCACCGUCUCAUCUUCUCCAACGACCUGAGGCGCAUCUUCUCCCACUCGUCCGACUCAUAUCCCUCAGACCCCAUCCAGACUCUCGACUAUAAUCACCAACACUAUCGCAGAAAUACUAACAUUGUUCCUGUCGAUUCUCUUCUUCCCAAAGUCAUGGUUCCUCUCCAAAAAUCCCUCGCUUUCGGCCACCAUGCUCUCAUCAACUCUAGACUCUUCUCAGAACACUCCGCUACCAAUGUCUCGGUGGACUCGCCCCUCUGCGUCUGGCUGAUGUAUCUCGCACGCUCUCAACAAGACCCUUGCUGUCGUUUAGCUGCCCUCCGUCUUCUGGCAAUCCUUAAUGAUGCUCUCGAUGCAGAUGUCGCGGCCCCUCGUUCCGACAUGACCGCGAGAUCAAGAGAAAGAGAAAGACAAAUGGCCUUGUUUGCAGUACCUAUCGCUGUCAAGCUUGUCCAAGACGCCUUGGAUACAUCGUACGGUGAGGAUUUGGCCGUGACAAAGGAGGAUGCUUGCUCUGUUCUGGCCCAUCUCAUCGAGAAUAGCACCGAGCUUCAGCAAGCUGCUUUGGAUGCGGGCGCGGUCAAGUAUGUCUCACAGCUCUUCAGAAAGUCCUUUGAUCCCAUCACCCUCGCCAGGCCUAUGUGGUCUGCAAAUCCUCAAGCUCUAGAUUCGCAGAAUCCUCUUACUCUUUCUACUACGCUCGGAGAUAGCGGUCUUGCCCCUGAAGUUAUGCAUGCUAUGAAGUGUAGAGCAGGUGCAUUAGAUGCUCUUGCCGCAGUUGCCGAGAAAGAAGAUGUCAACCGCAAAGCAGUCAUUGACAGUGGCAUUGUCUCCAAUCUGAUCGACUCGCUUGCACCUAUCAGUGUGUUUGACCCAUCUGUAAUUCCUUCGAAAAAUGGGAACACAGUACCAGUUCUGCUCGCCGCUUGUCGCGCAGCUACGGCUCUGUCGAGAUCGGUCAGUCUUUUGCGCACUGCGCUUAUCGAUGCCGGUAUCACGAAACCCAUAUUCGCCCUUCUGGCAUAUCCCGACGUUGACGUGCAGAUUGCUGCGACCAACGUCAUCUGCAAUCUUGUUCUAGAAUUUAGUCCAAUGCGCCAGGAUCUCGUUGCUGCUGGGGUUGUUACAACUUUGUGUGAACAAGCAAAACGCUCCAAUUCAAAGUUGCGUCAAGCAUCACUCUGGGCCUUGAAGCAUCUGGUUCUCAACUCUCCCAAGGAUAUGAAAAUUGAAUGUCUAGAGCAACUAGGAACUGGUUGGCUUAUCCAGGCAGUGAAUGGAGCAUCUCAGCCUGGUUCAACCGUACCUUUGGGAAGUAUCAACGCUGCAGGUGAACAAGUCGAUCUGCUGAACACCCCUGAUACUGGAAUGGACAUGGACUGGACCGAGCAAGAGGAAAGCGAUGACGAGGACGGGGAGAUUCUGUUGGACCACAACGGUACACGCUACCAGGAUAGCGGUCUCAGGUCCACGCUGGAUACUACCAACUACAAAGCGCAUCUGCGCCUGCUCCGCAGAAACGAACAGGAUCCGGCUGUCCAAGCAAAACACGAUGAUAUGUUGGUUCAAGAACAGGCUCUGGACUUUAUUCGGAACUUGAUAAACGGCGACGACAAUGUCGCCAUGAUUGAACAUCUGAACAACGUCCUGGGAGCGAAUCGACUCUUCGAGAUGCUUCAUAACAAACUCCGACCAGUCUCUUUCCGUUCCAGUUCGCCGCUGGAUUCUCACAAGGAAACAGCAUAUUCGCCUCAAUCACAUCAAUCAAAUGCCGUAUGGCAACCUCCAGAGCUCAUCAAUGCUGCUCUGGGAGUUAUUAUACACGUGGCUGGUGGAUCAUCCAAACACCGUCAACAGUUGAUAGCGCAGAAGCCCCUGCUGACUGCAUGGCUGCCGCAUUUCUCCCACACUGACCGGCGUAUUCGUGUAGCGUCUGUCUGGGCUAUCAUCAACCUCACCUGGGUGGAUAGUGCUGCUGAUCGUGAGGAAGCAAAAGCCAGAGCACAAGAGCUCAGAUCUUUUGGUAUAGAUGAGAAGGUUCGCGCAUUGGCCGAAGACAUCGAUGCUGAUACCCGUGAAAGGGUAAAAACAGCCGUGCGACAGAUCGAUGAGCUUCUCGAAGGCGGUCGAUAUCGAUGACUCCUUGACAUGGCCUGAGGGCCUUGACUCAUGAAAAAUAUGAACGCCUUGCACAUAGGUCACGAACGAAAUGUAAAUGUAUCAUAGCAUAUGCCACCACUAUCACUUCUGACAGCUGGAACUCCAAUUUGAGUGAAGUCGCGUGAUAGCCAUGCCUGAAUUACCCGGAGCUGUGAUACUUUUGGUUGAACUCGUCUACCAUCUUCCUUGCAGCAGACACGAUAUCGACUGCUCCUGGGCUGUCUGAAUGACAACAGAGAGACACUUCAUGAUCGCCCAGAGGCAAUUCAACAUCCUCUCCUGUGACAGCAGUCACCGAAGAAUUCUCCAGUUGUGAUUUGAUGUGCUGAGCAGUCUCUUCUUGCGUCCAUGC